AUGUCUGGAUCAGAACAUUCCACAAGCCUGAAAGAAAUAGAGGAGUCAAAGGAUAUUUCUAAAAAACUUGAACCCCAUCACAUAAAAUGUAUUUCUCCAGAGAAAAGUCAAUUUUCGAAGCAAAAGCACCAUUCUAUCAAACGUCGUGAUAAAAGGAACUUCGAAGUGCCUUCUUCUAAGGCUAAAUAUGUGUUAUCUUCUUUGAAAUUGGGUGCAGCAAUCUUCAGUUCUAAAUAUGGAGGGAACAACUGCUUCGGGUUAUAUGGUCUGAAGCUUGAUAUUCAUGAUGUCACAAAACUUAUGGAUGUGCCACCAUUGGAUAAGCUGCUCAUGGGCACUUUUGACUUCCCUGGUUUGAACAAAGUUAAAGAGAAGAAGACAUCAAAUACGAGUGAAAGAUUUUUGAAUUCAUUUAGAAACGGGUACUCUAUCCCUCAGUUCCCGAAGUCUGUUCAUAUGGCUGAGAUGGAUAGUUCCUCCAACAAGAAAAUGUCCACUUGCCCAAUGAGUUCAGUUUGUGCAGUAGGACGUGGUAGUAAUGGGAAUAAAGAGCAGUCUUGCGCAUCGGAUAUGUCUUCAUGUCAAAAGGAUCCUUGCGGCGAAAAUGAAAGUCCCUCUUGUCCACUUGACUUUCCGUUAUGUCAACUUACGGAUGUCUUGGAACGGAUUGCAUUCACUCCAUCCGAGGACUUGGAAUCUUUGCUCCUUGACAUGUCCAAGCUUGCUGUUACCACAAAGGGCAGUAAUAAUCUACAUUCUGGCAAGCAGGUAUGUUGUCGGCCUAACUUGCCAUCAUUUGCAUGGGCACAUGCUUUUGGUGGCCAUUAUAGAGUUAAUUCAGACGCAGUUAAGUUAUCAACAAGUAGAAGCACAUGCCAAGGUAAAUGGGCAAGGAUAGGUGUAAUUACUAGCUCUACUGAUAUUGAUUGUGGUUGCUUCACAAACCUUGAUUCGUUUAGUUAUGAUCAGAGCCUUGUUCCUUCAACUGGUAGUUCAGACAAUAAAGUAUUUCCAUCUUUGUUUGCUAAUCUUCCUUUCUGUCAGUGGAAUUCAUCAUCUCCUGUAACAUGUUAUAAAGAUCCUGAGGCUACUGCAGGUACAAAUUUUUCUUUGGCUACCUGAAUAUCUGUUACUGUUUAUAUAAAUAUAGCUAAUUUAUUUUUCAUCUUCUUUCCCCCACACCCUGUAUGAUGUUAUUGAAUACGACACGU
Molecule: messenger RNA, 1211 nt
Organism: Gastrolobium bilobum
Lineage: Eukaryota; Viridiplantae; Streptophyta; Magnoliopsida; Fabales; Fabaceae
Exons: 4
Coding region: 1-1122 (373 amino acids)
Source: RefSeq, a predicted model, not a curated record